AUGGCGUCCCAUCAGAAGCUCCUCUCCUUACCAGCGAACCUCAGACGAUUAGCAUUCGACCGAAUCCUCACCGGAUCCGCCAGAAGGCCCCCAGCACCUUUCCUUCGACACGCUACGCCUCGACCAUACGCGACUUACAAUACCAAUGCCAGCGCUGCCGACGCUGGACACAGCUCAGUCAAUCAAGAUGAGGUCUCACACUUCAACAUACUGGCCGAAGACUGGUGGAAUCCUCAGGGCUCGAGUCGGCUGCUGCAUCUGAUGAACCCACUUCGACACGAUUUCAUCCGGAAGUGCCUCAACAGCCACUAUGAGACACAAUCCUUUCAGCGAGGAUCGAUGAACUUUUUGGACAUCGGCUGCGGAGGGGGAAUUUUCGCAGAGUCAGCAGCGAGAUUGCCGACUGCCAAGUCCGUCACUGCCAUCGAUCCAACACCCGCAUGCAUUCACGUCGCCAAAGACCACCAACGACACGAUCCACUGCUGCUUCAGCCGGACCGCUUGACCUUCAAGAACAUCGCUAUCGAACAGCUCCCACUGCCAACCACGCCCAGUGAAGGCUACGACAUCGUCUCCGUCUUCGAAGUCAUCGAGCACAUCCAGUCCCCUUCAGCAUUCCUAGAUAAAGUGCUGCCACAUCUCAAGCCUGGUGGGUGGCUGAUAGGCUCGACCAUUGCACGGACGAAGACAUCCUGGUUCACGACCAAGUUCAUCGCGGAAGACGUGCUCAGGAUGGUGCCCAGAGGCACUCACGAUUGGCAUCAAUACAUACAACCGCAUGAGCUGCGAGAGUGGGCAAGAGGAAGACACGAGCUAGACGUCGGAGUUGGUGGACGAGGCUGGCAGACUAUGGGCGUCGUAUAUGUGCCUGCACUGGGCUGGAAGGAAGUGCCUGGGAGUGAAGACUGGGGCAACUACUUCUUCGGCGUGAGGAAGCUGGCUGAAGGCGAAGAACGAUGGUGA
Messenger RNA from Fulvia fulva, 963 nucleotides. RefSeq names its product Ubiquinone biosynthesis O-methyltransferase, mitochondrial. Gene Ontology annotation, biological process: ubiquinone biosynthetic process. Gene Ontology annotation, molecular function: 2-methoxy-6-polyprenyl-1,4-benzoquinol methyltransferase activity. NCBI's taxonomy places the organism in Eukaryota, Fungi, Ascomycota, Dothideomycetes, Mycosphaerellales, Mycosphaerellaceae. The transcript has a single exon. The record is from RefSeq and is a predicted model, not a curated record. The coding region runs from base 1 to 963 and encodes 320 amino acids.